Molecule: messenger RNA, 348 nt
Organism: Caenorhabditis briggsae
Lineage: Eukaryota; Metazoa; Nematoda; Chromadorea; Rhabditida; Rhabditidae
Exons: 2
Coding region: 1-348 (115 amino acids)
Source: RefSeq, a predicted model, not a curated record
AUGGUGUCAAGAGGAGGGAAGGAUUCAGUGGUCUCUCAACAGGGACCCAAUAAAUACGCCAAGGCAAACCGGACGUCUACUGGAAUCUUGAUAUCUUCUCUUCUCUUCAUCACAGUUCCCAGUGUUCUCGUGGGAAUCGUAGAAUUGACUGGAUUCUCGAUUUUCAAACUCGUCGGACCAUUUUACUCGGCGUGUUUGUUAGUAAGCGGUUGUUGCAACGCUAUAAUCUUCAUUUCAAGCAAUUGGGACAAUGUGAGACCGAAACCACAAACAUCGUCAGUUUUUGUGCCCAAAGUCUCUACAGUUCACUCGGCGGCUAACUCCGGAGGCGCCGGGACAUGGCACUAA